UGUUUGAUCCUGACUCCUCUAAUCUUCCCCUUCUUUCAGUGCCCCCCUCUUAUCUCCUGAUAAGACAUAUCGUGUGGAGACACUCUGCACAUGCUCAGAGGUUUUUUUUUUUCUUGGGAGAGCGCAUGUGAUCAGCACAGGGCCCAAUCAGCACUAUCCAGACAGAGGUCAGGGCUCUGCAUCCUCCUAGAGCAGAAAGCAAAUUCCUCCUACAAACUUUAACCAGUGCUCUGCUGAACACUGCUAGAAGCCACAAGACUGCUCUAACUGCUGAUGAGAAAAGAUAUUUAGCAUUUUAGAUUUACUGA
Messenger RNA from Staurois parvus, 308 nucleotides. The record is from the annotation of a GenBank genome assembly. NCBI's taxonomy places the organism in Eukaryota, Metazoa, Chordata, Amphibia, Anura, Ranidae.